CGACGCCGCCGCCGCGGCGCCCCGAGGAGGAGGAGGAGAAGACGCAGCUGGGCCGCCGCCGUUAGAGGGGUCCCCGGCUGCCGCUCGCUCCCUCGGCCGUCGCCUCCGAGGUCGACCCUUCCGCGGGGGUCUUCCCUUUCUCCUCGCAACGCCUCCGGCGCCCGCUUACCGCCGCGAUGGGGCUCCUGGACGCGGAGCCUGGCAGUGUCCUGAACGUGGUGUCCACGGCGCUCAACGACACGGUGGAGUUCUACCGCUGGACCUGGUCCAUCACAGAUAAACGCGUGGAAAAUUGGCCUCUGAUGCAGUCUCCCUUGCCUACACUUUGUAUAAGCACUCUUUACCUCCUGUUCGUGUGGCUGGGUCCAAAAUGGAUGAAAGACAGAGAACCUUUUCAGAUGCGCUUAGUGCUCAUUAUCUAUAAUUUUGGGAUGGUUUUGCUUAACCUUUUUAUCUUCAGAGAGUUAUUCAUGGGAUCGUAUAAUGCAGGAUAUAGCUAUGUUUGCCAGGGUGUGGAUUAUUCUGAUGAUGUUAAUGAAGUCAGGAUAGCUGCUGCUCUGUGGUGGUACUUCAUAUCUAAGGGAAUUGAGUAUUUGGACACAGUGUUUUUCAUCCUGAGGAAGAAAAACAACCAAGUCUCUUUCCUUCAUGUAUAUCAUCACUGUACAAUGUUUACAUUGUGGUGGAUUGGAAUUAAGUGGGUCGCAGGGGGACAGGCAUUUUUCGGAGCCCAGCUGAAUUCCUUCAUCCAUGUGAUUAUGUAUUCAUACUAUGGGUUGACUGCCUUUGGCCCGUGGAUUCAGAAGUAUCUUUGGUGGAAACGAUACCUGACCAUGUUGCAGCUGGUUCAGUUCCACGUGACCAUCGGGCACACGGCUCUGUCCCUCUACAUGGACUGCCCCUUCCCCAAGUGGAUGCACUGGGCGCUCAUCGCCUACGCCAUCAGCUUCAUCCUCCUCUUCCUCAACUUCUAUGUACGGACCUACAAAGAGCCCAAGAACGCGAAGCCUGGAAAACCGGCCGUGAACGGCGUCUCAGCAAACGGUGUGAGCAAGUCAGACAAGCACCUAGGGCUGGAAAACGGAACAAAGCAGAAAAACGGAAAAGCGAAAGGAGAGUAAACUGAACUGGGCCUUAACGGUUGCUGACAAUGAGGAAGCUCCCAUUUCAUACAAGAUUUCAGGGAAAAGAGCAGCAAAUGAGGGCUUGGGGUUUUGGGGAGAAGAAGACAAAUGUGCUCUAUGUAUUAGUAACCUUUAGAUUGAGUAAAGUGUUAAAUACAACACCCAGAUGUUUUAUUUAUGAAGUUUUUAUUUUAAACAUUUUUUUAAUUAGCCUUGAUGUUGUCAGACCAAAGCAAUCAUUACAUGACCUUGGAGGCCCUCCCUCUGUUCACAUGUGUUUGUCUAACGCAUGAGACUUUUCAGUUACCUUCGUUCUUCAAUCCAAUGAUCACAGAAACGCGGUCUUCAUGCUUUUUUUUUUUGGUUUCUAAAUUACUGAUUACCUACUGACAAAAAUCAGUGACCUUCCAUUUUCUGGUCCCGAGCUGGAAAUGUGGAUACUUUGAAAUGUGCACAUUUGAAUUCAUUUGCUGACUGGAACGGUCAAAUCGCUCCACCUCUAGUCCGAAGAUACCCUUUUGGUUGUUAUUAAAUUUUAAAAAUCUGAUGAUUUCUGUAGACUCUUAGAGGCUUGAUGAUGAUGGUGUUGGUGAAAAUAAGAAUUACAGUAAAAUCCUGUCUGGCGACUCAGAGGUCACCAUGACUUGCAGCGCAAAUCACUGUGGGAAACAAUUUUUGUGAUGAGAAGGCAGCCUUUCAAUACUCCUGUUACUACCAGAAAUAUAUUAUGAAAAUUAAGAUUAUUGUCUGAUUGGAACAUGAAACAACUCAUGUCUUUAUUAAUAACAUCAUAAAAUAGUUACAUUUAUGGACUUUUAGAAGAGUAUGUUGAUUUCUUAUCAGGCUUUCCUUGUUUUGAUUUGUGGCUGUUACCGAAUUUUCAUAUGUGGAAAUAUACCUACCUCUUCUGUUGGAAAGAACAUUUAAAAUUAAAUAAAUUUUAAUGAAAAAAAUCAAGGAGUCCUCUACUGUAAAUUUUAAUAUUAGCUUUCGAAUUCACUAACUUUUUUUUUUUAACUAAUAGCAUAUACCAAGAUUUCCUGUGAAGCUAUCCUUCUCUUUCAAUGUAUUUAAUUUUGGAGUGAUACUUUCCUUGUGACAAAGUUACAAGGUUUUAUUUUUAACUAGAUGUGAAGUGUAAACCCAUUUUGGUACAAUAUUCUUGACUCCUUGGUGCUAAAGCUCAUUCAAUUCAGUGCUUGAUUGUUACAAGGUGUUAAUUGGUGACAUAAAAUGAAUGGGGAGAGUAGCCAGAACCAACAAAUGAAAUUUGCUGUUUCCAAAUGAAGUAUUUUAUGUAAUAUAAAAAAACUACUGGAAAUCCGCUAGGGAAGAGAACUUGUACAGUGUCUCAUUAGGUAGGUCACAUUGCUAGUGGGUAUUGCCCAGGAAUCAUUAGAGAAAGGGAAAAUGUGACCUCUCCAAAAAGCAUGAAUGUUUCUAAGUAUCUUUAAGAUGUCAAAACUGCAUGUGCAGGAUGUAAUGCUGUUUGUGCAGGCUAUCUCGGAAUAUUUUGUAAACUAUAAACUGUUUAUUGUGCAUUAAAAUUACACUUUUCCCCAAAGGCAUGCGGUUAUGAGAAUUACAGAAAAUUUGCAACACAUGUAAGAGUGGCCUAAGUGGAUUCGACACCUUUGUUUUUGCUGCUCAGUGUGUAAUGACCAGAGGUUUGUAAAUCUUUGUAAACAUUCUGUACUGGUUCCCCAGAGGUGUUCAUUCCCUGCUACCUGAUUUCAGCACAAUAAAUAUACUACAACUGUGGGAAA
This is a messenger RNA of Vicugna pacos (alpaca), 2890 nucleotides long. RefSeq names its product ELOVL fatty acid elongase 4 (gene ELOVL4). Gene Ontology annotation, molecular function: fatty acid elongase activity. The record is from RefSeq and is a predicted model, not a curated record. Gene Ontology annotation, cellular component: endoplasmic reticulum; endoplasmic reticulum membrane. Gene Ontology annotation, biological process: fatty acid elongation, monounsaturated fatty acid; fatty acid elongation, saturated fatty acid; fatty acid elongation, polyunsaturated fatty acid. NCBI's taxonomy places the organism in Eukaryota, Metazoa, Chordata, Mammalia, Artiodactyla, Camelidae.